UCUCUGUCUGGAAAAAAACAAGAAAGGAAGUAUACAAAUGAGAAACAGGUUUAAGAGUUGGUCAUUUGCCACCCAGCACUUAGCUAACUAAGUAUCUCGGAUGCCUGACGGGAGAGAGCCAAGCCUAUUGAAAAUCAAAAGCCAACAUGUACCGGUUCUGCUUAGAAGUGCACCAUACAUAUCCAGCUAAUUCUGGGAAGUCAAUACCACAGAUAAGGGCAUUAUUUAUUUUGCCAUUCCAGAUGUAAUUACACAGUUUACCCUGUGCAAAGUGCACUUCAUAAACAUGGCGGAUCGAUGCUAGUUAUCAAAAUCUAUCUACAGCUGACAGAACAUGAAAAAGGGCUUUGCAAAAUGAUCUUGAAGCCCAUCCACAGAGCCAGCCCCACAGGUCAACUUAUUACCUGCUUAAUCACACAGGCAUCCUGGCAAUAGUAUUGAUUCCCUGGGACCAAGACAUGACAUCACUCUUCACAGCAUAUGCAAUAAGCUAUUCCCACCAUGCAGAGUGGCCAUCCGCUCAAUGCUGCAGCCUCUCAGUGUCUGGAGUGGCCUCAAGCAGUCAAGGGCAAGUCAGGUGCUGAUGGGAACCAAGCAUAUUAAGGCAAGGAGUGAAGAGCUUUCAUACAAAAGAGUGAAAUCCUCCUGCUGGCCUAGAGAAACAGCUCAGUCAAUGAAAAUGUUUUCUUUGCAUGCAUGGAGACUCGAGUUCCAUCCCAAGAAACCACAUGAACCAAAGCCAAGCCUGGCAAUAUGCUCUUGUAAUCCAUGCACUGGGAGAUGGAAACAGACAGUGGCCUGGAGCUCUCUGGCCAGCCAGCCUAACCUAUUUGCAAUUUUCAGGCCAAUGGAAGACUAUCAAAAAUAAAAGAUAUAUGACAGCUGAGAAAUGACAAAUGAGCUUGUCCUCUGGCCUCCAUAUGCAUGCACAUACAUGCACUGAUAUACACACAUGUACACUUUCACAUAACACACACAUUCAUACACCUUCACAUAAGCAAAGGCAUGCACAUACACACUGCUGCUGCUGCUUGUGGACAAGACCUCAUGAGUGAAAACUUAAGCCAUGCUACCAGCAGGUCAACAUUCAUUUGUUUGGUGAUCCAGGCAUGCUCAGACAGAAUACCGGUAUCUCCACCACAACAGGCAUUAAUAUUUUCUACAAUCUCUACAGUGUGAUCAUUGCAUUAAAGAUCUCAGGAAGUUCCAUGACACCCGAUUAUCUCAAGGUGUCCCUGUGGCACAUACUGCAUCUUCCCCUAUGGCCUAAAGGAAGGCAAGGUCUUUGAGUUGAUUGAAUCAGGAGCCUUAUGGGUGAACUAAUUUGCCUACCAAACCUACCAAACAUUGAGUGUUCGAAGGCUAAGAAGACAUUUCAUUACUACUGGGAUAGGUGUCCCAAUGGGGCAGCCUUUAAUGAACCCCAUGGAAUGAAGCAUGAGGGAGGUGGGAAGAUGGACAGUGAGGUCCACAAAGGCUAUUGUGGUGCCUGGGCCCACAGGAAAAUGUAACCAGUGUGUGAGACACAGCAGUGACAUAGUGGUUAGGGAGCCCCUUACAGUGUGACUGUGGGCAAGUGAUGCCUCUUUUCUGUGCCCCCACUGCUUCAUCUUUAUCCAGGGAAACAUGAGUUCCAAUUUGAAAAAACAUUUCGAGAACUAAGUGUAUCACCAUCUAGAAUGGUCCCUGCAGUAAGAUGUGCCACUGAAAGGGGCUGUGCUGCUUCAUCAGUCAGUGAGGUAAUGGAGGAAACAUAAACAAUGAGAAGAGAUAUUAAGAGAGGUGUGGGCAGGGCCAAGGUCCAUUAUCAUAAUAUAAACGAUGAGAAGAGCCAGGCGUGGUGGCGCAUGCCUUUAAUCCCAGCACUUGGGAGACAGAGGCAGGCAGAUUUCUGAGUUUGAGGCCAGCCUGGUCUACAAAGUGAGUUUCAGGACAGCCAGGGCUAUACAGAGAAACCUUGUCUUGAAAAACAAAAAACAUAAAACAAACAAACAAACAAACAAACAACAAUGAGAAGAGAUAUUAAGUGAGGUUUGGGCAGGGCCAAGGUCCAUUAUCAUACACAUGGGUAUAGUUUACAAGACAAUGUCAUCUCAGAAGCAAGCUGACUCAGCCUUGAGCACCACACUGCCUCAGCAGGGGCAAUCAGAGUCAACCUGGGCAGAUCCACCCCAGCCAACCAGUAAAGGAAGAGACAGAAUGGUGGGCGGGGAAGAGAGGCAAUGGAGGGGAAGGAGAAAAAGAAGGUAAAGGGGGAUGGGACCAAGGAAGGAAGUUUUAUUUCUUCUUUCCUUGGUCCCAAACCAACUGCAAUUCUUCCUAGGGCAUCUUCCACAUGACACAGGGAGAUAAGCUCGGUCAAAGACAGACACUUUGAAUUGUGUGAUAUGUAAGAAUAAGCCCCAAUUAAAACCAAGAGAAACUCAGUGCUCCAUACUGACCCGGGGAACUUCCCCCAGUCCCAGGCAGGUGAGGUCUGGUGACAGAAGUGUUGCUUGUUGUCUUGGUCCUGUUUGGGGGAUACUUUAACCUCUGACCUCACUUAUGGAAUCCUUCUUAAUAGUCUAUGUCCACUAGGCAGUGUGUCCUGAUAAGACAAGGCAGGGGCCAUCUGAAUGGGCUAAGUUUGGAAGGAACAAGAAUGAGGCUGGGGUGCUGGAGGAACACAGGACUUCUCUCCCAGAACUCCCCUUCAGACUCUAGGAACUUCCUAGACAUGUUAAAAAUUUGUUUCUCCCAUGUGACUCUGUCCUUUGAUCACUUUCUCGUCCCACAUGGCAACAACUAAAACCCAAGCUUCUCCCCCAGCUAUAGCUUCUCCACCCCAGCUCAGAUAAUGGUGGGUAGAAAUUAGACCUGUUUGUGCCCCUUCCCUCUCACCCCACACUGGCACAUCUCCCUUAGUCCUCCAGCCCAGCCAGGAAUGAGGCAGCUACAAGGAAAACCAGUGCAAGUCGCAUUGCCUGCUUAGUGAGGUGCUGGAUGCCACUGGUUCUCUGGAACUGUCCAGUGUUUAAUCCCAACUUGGUCAUCGCAGAUCCCCUGAGGUCUGUUUAAAGGCCCUGCCUUUCCUCCCCACUCCUGUAGCUAGCUGAGAAUGCUUCCCUUGGCCACCAAUACUACCAAUGUCUUUCUUUCAGUUGGUCACCUGUGGUGCCGCUCUCAGCCUGGAGCCAUGCUCCUGCCUUUUUCACCUGGUUUGCUUGCUUGCUUGCUUGCUUGCUUGCUUGCUUGCUUGCUUGCUUGUUUGUUUUAACCCUCCCUCCAUACCAUACCAGAGCACCUACAAUACCCCGAGACCCAGUCUCAGGCAGAUCACAGCAAACCUAAGACCUCCCUCAGGACCUCCCUCUUCCUUCUGUUCAUUGAUGGGCUGCUGCCACAUGAGUCAGCUCCCUGGGUCAACCCCAGUGCACUUCACUACGUACCUCAGGCUGGCCUAGAACUCACGAUCCUUUUGCCUCCAUCUCCUCUACUAUGAUUACAUGCAUGCGUUACCAUGCAGGGCUCUCUCCUGCACUUUCUUUUUCCCCCCCUCCCCCCCCCCCCCCCCCCCGCCUUGAAUAGCCUGGAAGAUGAGGUCAACUUACAGUUUCAAACCUGGCUCUGGGAUGCUCCCUUUCCAACCCUGCCUGUCCCUCCAGGACAAUAAACAAGCCUGAAGUAACAGUGGCUAAACUAGCUGUUGUCCCAAGAUCUCAAAACACUGAGAAAAAUUCUUUUUUAACAUUGUGUACAGUGUUCCGAGGACUCACUACAGCUGAGGGUGCCAUGUCUAUUCUGAACUUUUUCUACUAUCAACUUUGUAAUGACCUUCAUCCCUCAUAAUUAGGGCGUUUCGCUUUGGUGAACAGCAAUGAAAUUGUUAGGGCUUGGGUGAGAAAAGGCCCUCACAGGCUCUUGACUUUGCACAUUUGCUCCCCUGCUAGGGGGUGCUGUCUUGGGAGGCAAUUGAACCUUUAAGAUGUGAUGCCUAGCUGGAGAAAGUGCCCUUGAAGGUUAUAACCAGGCCUCACUUCCUGUCCAGUCUCUACUUCCUAAUUUCUGAUCUUCUGGGGAGCUGCCAGCAUCAUGCCUUUCCACUGUGAUGGACUGGGUUCCCUUCAUGAGCCAAAGUAAAAAAUUCCCCCUUAACUUGACUCUGGUAGUAUAGUAAGAAACACAAACACACAAGGGAUCCUAUAUUCUACCUGACAGUGAAAUUCUCACCCAAAAGGGCCUCUAGCUCACCUCUGAAGCACCUUUGUCAGCUCAAGGUUCUUUGGUUUUCUUCUCACGGUGCCCUCAACCUCUAAAACUUCCACUUGUCACCCCUCCUGCAGUGUGCACUCCAGCCCCUUCCUCCCACAGGAAACCACCCGGCCUGAUGACCUGCCCUCCCAGGGCUCUGUCAGAUGAGCAGAGUAGAAGGGAUGAGUUCACUGUGAGCCACUUACAGUUCUCAGUAAGAGUGUACUGUGUGGACUUGCAAGGGGCAGAAGGAUUUAGCCUCACCACUGGCCAUUCACAAACCUGGCAACAGCUGGAUAAGCACCAGGCUCACCUUGGGGAUGGGUGGGGCUGGGGAGCAGUCUACAUUUAUGUGGCCAGGCCCAGGGUUCCGUCAGUGUCUCUUUUGUCCUGGGUGUAGCUUUUAGCAUGUAGCAGUAGGCCCAUUGCUCUGAUUCGCAAUGUUCUGUAUGCAAUUGUGAGUAUGUGACAAGCACACACACAAACAUACAGACAUAUAUGAAUGCAUACAUAUAAAAAUACAAGCACAUGCAAACAAACGUACUUAUAUACAAACACAUGUACUUACUCAAACAUAUACAUACAUGCAAACAUACAUUCAUACUUAUAAACACAAACACAUAUGUACUCUGAUUUUUAUAUAUAUACACACACAUACAUAUAUAUUUAUAUGUAUAUAUACAUACAUGUAUAUUGUAUAUAUGUAUAUAUACAUAUAUGUAUAUGUUAUAUACACACAUAUAUAUAUAUUAUAUACAUACACACACACAUGUACAGAGAUAUUCAUGCAUAGGCACACACAUACACCAGACAGGCUCUUUCCUUCUCCCUGUCUCUUUCCACCAGCACUGGUGUCAUAAACUGCUUUCUGUCCCACAAGCCAUCACCCCCAUGCCAUCUUUCACACCCUAUUGUCAGUGACCUAUAAUACAGCUUAGACUUGAUGCGCCUUGCUUUGGCACAUUGAAAACAUUGAUUUUCCUACAAUGCAGUUCACUUCAUUCCUCAACGGCUUCACCCAAGACUUUCAUGUAAAUGUUUUUCUCUGGACUGGAAGGAAAUGUUCCAAAUAAACAAACAAACCCUCCGUCCGCAUGAGCGCUCUAGUCCUUAAGCGUUAAGCCGAGCAGCGUGAGGAGCUGGAGGGUGAGGAUGCCUCCCCAGGACUCCAGCCCCACAACUCACUGACGCCUAGCCUGUGGUGUCUUCCCUGGCUGUCCAGGGCCCUCUCGACUGUUCCCUGAUGUACAUGACCUAGGGUGGCUGUGACCUACUGAAGAUGCAGUCUCUGAGAUAAACCUGUUCCUGAUCCUUCCUCUUCGUCCCAUCCUCGCUCAGCCUCCCUCACUUCCCAGUCAACUCUUAGUACAUUGUCGACACUGGUCCUGAACCCACUGCUUCACAGAGCCUUUCCCAUUCUGCCCUCGUCCCUGCUGUGUGGCUCUUUAUCCUCUCCCUGUCACUUGGCUGGCAGAGGACUGUGUAAAACUGGAGGCUGUCACUCAUCCUUGUCCCUCCCCUUGGCUCCAUCAGUGCCUUAUGUGGAACUUGUCUUGGAAUCCACAAGGCCCUGGCCUACCGUAGGUGACCUGUCUCUGAGCACUUCUUACUCAACCCCUCUUUGAGUCCCUGAAGCAGGGUCUCACUGCCCCAUCUCCAUCUCUUUUGGACUGUCGGUGGCCUAGAGUCAAGCCUGGGUGACAUGCCAGCAGCAGAUCCAGAGACUUUGAAACUGCCCAUCUAACCAAUCCUGUAGCAGGCAGCUUCUGUAAGGCCAUUAAGAGGGUCUCCUUUCUAGACUCUGAAACUGCUGGAUGCCCUGUGAUGGGUGACCAUAGAAUAGGCCAAGUUGGACCCCGCAGUUACACAAAGUUACUUUGGUUUACAGUUGAGUUCUGACCUGCCCAUCUGUAUACUCUGCUCACCUUACUCAAACAGGAAGGCUGUUUCUUCACCAGUUAAACACAAACAAUGGAAGCCAUUUGGUUCAUUGAGGGUAGCCUUUGGAAACCUCCCAGCCCGGUGUCUGGUAACUAAGCAAGCAUCCAUCCAGUCUCCUCCCCUCAAGUGGUCAUAUCAGUAUGAGUGUCUGUCCCCUCCUGGGAAACAUACCUGUGUUUUAAUAAUGAAAAUAAGUAAUGGAUAAUAACGCUGUAGAUUCCGUAGGGAACCUGAAAUGCAGGGUCUCAGAAUUCCAUGGAUAGACUAUCAGAUACUUCUGGGCAAACUGACUACUCAGAACCGUGAGGUCAUAAGGAAGAGCUGAACAUUUAUUCUCCAGGGGCUGGGGAGAGCUUCCUAAGUGGGAGGAAACUUUUCUACUUAUAGAAAGCAUGACCGUGCCCCCGCCACAUUGGGGAGGGGGUGGAAUGUGCUGGGCCUCAAUGUGUGCGGAGUCUGGCUCAGGGUUAUUUUGAUUUCCAUUAACAUUCUCUUCUAUACGUAUUUAACCAUAAUUGAACACAUGUGCUUCUGUUUUAUUUGCACUCAGUUCAUCAAAGUGUCCCUUACAAGUCUGAACUAUACCACCAGAGCCUCUAGUUUUUCAGCGAAACCCCCACUAAUACCCCUGGGAAACAGGAAGUUGCAUUUACUGAAAUAUAAAUAAAUUCAGCUCCCAAGGGCUUUGCCGGGGCUGGGGUCACAGGAGAGGCAACCAUGUACUGUAUUCUCUCAGAACACAACCCUGGAAGAACAAAACCCUGUAACUCCGGACAUAUAAGUGUUUGCAUCCAUCCUUUGUUCAAAGCUGUGACACCUUCUAGUGUGAUUGUGGAAAAUCAAGAGACCCUACAGACUGGGGUGAAUGUCUGAGUAUCGGUGCAGAUGUAGCCUCUGCUCUGGGGACAAAUGACAUGUAACCUGAAACCUCUCUCCAAAGAUAUCCAAGGGCUCCUUCUCUCGCAGCCUCUCCCCUCUCGCUCACCCUCUGCUCGCCCCAACCGCACACAUGGAACCAAUUAUGAACAAAGCCUGAUUGUUGUACACUCGGACUUUCCCACGUGGGCCCGCUGCUUUCUUUAACUGCCUCUUAGUGUGUGUCUGCGUGGGAGGACCCUGCCCACCGUUCGUUCCAGCCCAGCACCACAGCUUCCCAGUCCUCCAGGUCUCUCUGCUCUGAUUCAUUCCUUAACAGCAUAAAACCUCUCUUCCCUUCCCGCCCACCCCCAUUUCCUAUUAGGUUUGUCUGAAUAAACAGAACUUUCUUUUCCAUCACUCUAAAUAAACUGAGCUCAGGGGUUUGUGGAGAAUAAAGAAAAGCUAGUUCCCAGCAUGGGAGCAACAUCAGGCUAAGCCUGGGAUCCCCUCAGAGGAAGUGACCGUCACUUCAUGAAAACCAGGGCAGACGUGUGUGUGUGUGUGUGUGUGUGUGUGUGUGUGUGUGUGUGUGUGUGUGUAUGAGUGUGUAUGAGUGUAUGUGAAUGUGAGUGUAUGAGUAUGUGUAUGUAUGAGUGUGUGUGUAGAACUUUUUUCUUUUCCUCAAGAGAAGCAAACAAAAAUUCCAUUACUUGUGACCUUUCUCUGCAAUGGAAGUGAGCUGAUUUGAGGAGGUGAAUUGAUAGGAAUGGGGUGGGGGUGUUAACUGGCGAUGUAGCCAUUACAAAUGCUAUAGAAUGUUAAAACUAUAGCCUACUUGAACCACCUGUUGAAAUGCCACCUUAAUCAGAAAAGAAUCGGCUGAUGUGGCAGAUGUGGAUGAAGCUGCGCUUGAGUCUUCUCAAAGCUUUGUGAAACCACACGUGACUUAGUCCUGCUCGCUAGCAGGCAUAAAAAGCGAAUGUCCUAGAGCAAAUGUGGCGUCUCAGCAGGUGAGGGCACUUGCCACCAAACCUGAAGAUUUGUGUUUGGUCCCCCGGACUGACGGCUAGAAGGAGAAAACUGAUUCCCGGGUAUUGUCCUCUGACCGCACCACUACUGGGGAGUUCCCCAAGCCGACACCCCCAUGCACACAGGCACACAAAAUAAAAAAAUAAUGUAAAAAAUUUAAACAAACAAACAAAAAACAACAUUCUAAGCACAUUUGCACAAGGUGGGGCACACACAACAACUUUGGUCUGAUUCAUCUGAACCAUGCAUACAAAGGUAGCAAAGACAGGUUUCUUUCUCCCACCACAACCCCCACCUCCCUUCCUGUGGACUGCAUUCAUAUAAUUAAUUUGAUGCGUACAUUUAUUUUCUGUUGGAGGCACUAGUGGGAAAAAACAUUCGUGUCUGAUGUUCAGUUUCAUAGAGGUAAUUUAUGAAUCCAAAGAGACCCUCAAUCCUCCUGUGUAUUGUUCCUAGUCUUCAAAUAUUUUUUAAUGUUUAGAAGAGAAUGAAAUCAGAAUGCAGGAUUUUGAAUUAAUCUCUGCUGCAGAUGUAGGGGAGAUUCCACUUAGUCCUUUUAAGGGAAGCACGUGACCUACUGUACAGCCGAGGGGCUUGGGCAUCACGUGGUGGGGUGAAUAAUGCGUCCGAUACUCCCUUGAUGAGACAACUGACCUGGUUGCCAUCCGAAGCCCGGAGAAGCCAAGUUGACAUUUCUGGAUCAUUCUCCUCACAAGCACCACGUACCCACUCCUGGGGCAGCAGGUCACGCUGAGCCAGAGCUGCAGGGACAGCUAGAAGGAAGCUGAAGGCGCUGCUUCACACAGCUGAAGUUGGAGAACUUGGGCUGUUUUCCUUUCUCCCCCAUCCCCCACCUCCUGACCAACCACAUCUUAAUUCACUGGGCAGAAAACGCUUUCAGCGUUUAGAUAUUUGGGAAACCUCUCCAGAAGACCACAGUUUAGCUCUGAGAAGGACGCUAGCUAGUCUCUCUUUGCUACUAGCAACACACACACACACACACACACACACACACACACACACACACACACACACACACACGAUCACUCCCAGCUCCACACCAUGGUAGUUCAGACUGCCGUGACUCCAAACAGACCUCAGAGACUUCUGAAAAUACCUUAUGGAUCUCUGAGAAGGCGCAGCGUGGAGAGGAUGACGGAGGGCCGUCGAUGUCAAGUACAUCUCCUUGAUGACAGGAAGCUGGAGCUGCUAGUACAGCCCAAGCUUUUGGCCAAGGAGCUUCUUGACCUCGUGGCCUCUCAUUUCAACCUGAAGGAGAAGGAGUACUUUGGAAUAGCAUUCACAGAUGAGACGGGACACUUGAAUUGGCUCCAGCUCGAUCGGAGAGUCCUGGAGCAUGACUUCCCCAAAAAGUCUGGGCCGGUGGUUCUGUACUUCUGUGUCAGAUUCUACAUAGAGAGCAUCUCCUACCUGAAGGACAAUGCUACCAUUGAGCUCUUCUUCCUGAAUGCCAAGUCCUGCAUCUACAAGGAGCUGAUUGAUGUUGACAGUGAAGUGGUAUUUGAAUUAGCUUCCUAUAUUUUACAGGAAGCAAAAGGAGAUUUCUCUAGCAAUGAGGUGGUGAGAAGUGAUCUGAAAAAGCUGCCAGCGCUACCCACCCAAGCCCUGAAGGAACACCCCUCCCUGGCCUACUGUGAAGACAGAGUCAUUGAGUACUACAAGAAGCUGAAUGGCCAGACGAGGGGACAAGCAAUCGUGAACUACAUGAGUAUCGUGGAGUCUCUGCCAACCUACGGUGUUCACUAUUAUGCAGUGAAAGACAAGCAGGGGAUACCAUGGUGGCUGGGACUGAGCUACAAAGGAAUUUUCCAGUAUGACUACCAUGAUAAAGUGAAGCCAAGGAAGAUAUUUCAAUGGAGACAGUUGGAGAAUCUGUAUUUCAGGGAAAAGAAGUUUUCCGUGGAAGUUCAUGACCCUCGCAGGGCUUCAGUGACCAGGAGGACUUUUGGGCACAGUGGCAUUGCCGUGCACACCUGGUAUGCGUGUCCGGCAUUGAUCAAGUCCAUUUGGGCGAUGGCUAUUAGCCAGCAUCAGUUCUAUCUGGACAGAAAGCAGAGUAAGUCCAAGAUCCAUGCGGCCCGAAGUCUGAGCGAGAUCGCCAUUGACCUGACGGAAACAGGGACCCUGAAGACCUCAAAGCUGGCCAACAUGGGGAGCAAGGGGAAGAUCAUCAGCGGGAGCAGUGGGAGUCUGCUGUCCUCAGGUUCUCAGGAAUCAGAUAGCUCGCAGUCGGCCAAGAAAGACAUGUUGGCUGCCUUGAAAUCCAGGCAGGAAGCUCUGGAGGAGACGCUGCGCCAGAGGCUGGAGGAACUGAAGAGAUUGUGUCUCCGGGAAGCUGAACUCACAGGAAAAUUGCCUGUGGAAUAUCCCCUGGAUCCAGGCGAGGAACCACCUAUUGUUCGGAGGAGAAUUGGAACAGCCUUCAAGCUGGAUGAACAAAAAAUCCUGCCUAAAGGAGAGGAAGCUGAGCUGGAACGCCUGGAACGAGAGUUUGCGAUUCAGUCCCAGAUCACAGAGGCCGCCCGCCGUCUAGCCAGUGACCCCAAUGUCAGCAAAAAACUGAAGAAGCAAAGGAAGACCUCUUAUUUGAAUGCACUGAAGAAGCUGCAGGAGAUUGAAAAUGCAAUCAACGAGAACCGCAUCAAGUCAGGGAAGAAACCCACCCAGAGGGCUUCACUUGUCAUCGAUGAUGGAAAUAUCGCCAGCGAAGACAGCUCUCUCUCGGAUGCCCUCGUUCUGGAAGAUGAAGACUCUCAGGUUACCAGCACAAUAUCCCCCUUACAGUCGCCACACAAGGGACUCCCUCCUCGGCCACCUUCAUCACACAACAGGCCUCCUCCCCCACAGUCCCUGGAGGGACUCAGGCAGCUGCACUAUCACCGUACCGACUAUGACAAGUCACCCUUAAAGCCCAAAAUGUGGAGCGAGUCAUCUUUAGAUGAGCCUUAUGAGAAGGUGAAGAAACGCUCCUCCCACGGCCAUUCCAGCAGCCACAAGCGCUUCCCCAGCACAGGAAGCUGUACCGAGGCAGGAGUAAGCAGCUCCUUGCAGAACAGUCCCAUCCGAAGCCUCCCACAUUGGAAUUCCCAGUCUAGCAUGCCAUCCACCCCAGACCUGCGCGUCCGGAGUCCCCACUAUGUUCAUUCCACAAGGUCAGUGGACAUCAGCCCCACGAGACUGCACAGCCUUGCACUGCACUUUAGGCAUCGAAGCUCCAGCCUGGAGUCCCAGGGCAAGCUCCUGGGCUCGGAGAACGACACCGGAAGCCCCGACUUCUACACCCCGAGGACUCGUAGCAGCAAUGGCUCAGACCCCAUGGACGACUGCUCGUCCUGCACCAGCCACUCGAGCUCAGAGCACUACUACCCAGCACAGAUGAACGCCAACUACUCAACGCUGGCUGAGGACUCGCCGUCCAAGGCGCGGCAGCGACAGCGGCAGAGGCAGCGGGCAGCAGGCGCCCUGGGCUCAGCCAGCUCUGGCAGCAUGCCCAACCUGGCGGCCCGCAGCGGGGCUGCAAGCACUGGAGGUGGCGUGUACCUGCACAGCCAGAGCCAGCCCAGCUCUCAGUACCGCAUCAAGGAGUACCCACUAUAUAUCGAGGGCAGUGCCACACCCGUGGUGGUACGCAGCCUGGAGAGCGACCAGGAGGGCCACUACAGCGUCAAAGCGCAGUUUAAGACCUCCAACUCUUACACAGCUGGCGGCCUGUUCAAAGAGAGCUGGCGCGGGGGUGGCGACGAGGGGGAUGCAGGCCGCCUUACACCAUCUCGGUCUCAGAUCCUGCGGACUCCUUCGUUGGGGCGUGACGGCGCCCACGACAAAGGCUCCGGCCGUGCCGCCGUGUCUGAUGAGCUGCGCCAGUGGUACCAGCGCUCCACAGCCUCGCAUAAGGAGCACAGCCGUCUGUCACACACCAGCUCCACCUCCUCGGACAGCGGCUCUCAGUACAGCACCUCUUCCCAGAGCACCUUCGUGGCGCACAGCAGGGUCACCAGGAUGCCCCAGAUGUGCAAGGCCACGUCAGCUGCCUUACCUCAAAGCCAGAGAAGCUCAACACCGUCCAGUGAAAUUGGAGCCACCCCACCAAGCAGCCCCCACCACAUCCUGACCUGGCAGACUGGAGAAGCAACAGAAAACUCUCCCAUCAUGGAUGGGUCUGAGUCUCCAACACACCAAAGUACUGAUGAAUAGAGGAGCUACAGUGACAGCUGCUUCCUGGAUUCCUCCCUCUAUCCAGAGCUAGCUGAUGUCCAAUGGUACGGGCAGGAAAAAGCCAAGCCCGGGACCCUCGUGUGAGCCGGCCAGGCUGGAUGUGACCACCGCCACGCCAUUCCAAGUCACCUCACUGCCUCUCAUUUGCCUUACCCAGAUGCACUGUCACCUGCACCAGCUUCGGCCCUCAGCACUUUUCUUCUCCUGUCUCCACAUCCCUUUCACCCUCAAAAACCUGACUGAGGAGACAUUCUGGAAGGUUCCGAACCCACUGUGUGUCCCCUGGCUCUCUUGCCCAGAGAGCCAGACAACAAUCCUCAAUGGCACCUUGGUGGUUUCCGUCUGCCAUGAUACCCAGGCCACAAACUGUCAGGAAAGCCAACACAUGCAAUUCCUGUAGAAGAGAACAAGAAAAAAGCUAGCCCUGCCUGCAGAUACUGAAGCUGUUUCUGGCUGCCACCCUAUAGGCCGGCCGAGUGCUUCUAGAGGAGAGUGCUCAGGGGAUAUCAGUUUACACCUGAAAUAAAUCUGCCAUAGUGAGACAGCCAGCAAGAGCUCCUAAGGGGACGUGUGAGAAAGAAGACUGGUGCUUCAGAGACGCAUCAGAGGAUCACAGUUGGUUCUAUGCUGCCAAAGAUUAGACACAUUCAACAAUGAACAGAUAGGAGGGGCCAAGAGGAACACACUUUUUCUGCAGCGAAAUUUCAAUUCUAAACUGCUCCUACGCAGCACAAGUGAAAGUCAACCAUCUUAGACCACGUCCUGUCGUGACCCUUCUCCUGGAGCACUCCUGAGAGCUGGGAACAAACCCAACGGGACAGUGAAGAUGAAGGAGGCUCGGCUGGCCUGGCAGACUCGGACUCUAUCUGUCUGGACAUGGGAGGAGCAGGGUACCAUUAGGACUGCCCUAUGCAGGGGCUUCAGCCUACGCCCCCAAAGCUUCCUUCCUUUUGGGAUGGGGAGGAAGCCAACGGUGACCAUAGCCAAAAGCAGUUCUCUCGUUAAAACCACCAGUAAAAGUGUAACCUUUCUGUUUUGUACAAGGCCUUUCAGUUUUUGUUUUUGGGAAACCAAGGGAAAAAGCACAUUGCAAUCUACUCAAGUGUUUUACCGUUGUGGUUCAUUUUAUGUUUGUUAACACUUGUGUGCACUCGGACAGACCUCGCCUGUGUGUCGCUUAGUCAGAGAACUCACGUACGCCCUUAGGUAGGAAGACUUUUUACACACGUCUACCAGUUGGCAGGCAGAGCAGAGUUGCAACAACUCAGCUCCCAAAGGGCCCAGACCCCUCCAGCAGUAUCUGUGACCUCGAUACACCACCUCCGUCCACAGAUACCAAGAGGAUAAAAGGCAAAAAACAUAAAAGCACGCGUGCAAGCUGCUUGUUUACAUGUGUUUUGAGCUAUGCUUAACACACAACCAAAAAGCCAUCAAUCUCCAAAGGCCUCAGAACCACUUCUAUACUAACUAACCAGUGCACAGUCUUAGUGGGGCAUGGCACUAACGAUGGCACAAGAGUCUCUGUGGAGGUAGUGUGGCUUGCAGGGGUUACCUUGUCAUGACUUCCUGUGGGGAAGACAUCUAGGACCAGGAGCCAGGGUGGGAAGAAAGCAAAUCUAAAAGUUGGCUGUGGCAUCAAAAGAAAAAAACUUCCUCAUGUAUUUAAAUCCAAGAAUAACAAUAGACAUUACCAGACUGGGAAGGUAAGAAAUGAACAGCAGAAAGGACUGACCCUCACUUUGCAGUGGCUUGGAAACCUCUGGAAGUCAAGUGGGAGCAUUCAUCCCAUGUGGCCUGAGGCCUUUUCUCUCCCAUUCAAGGCUGGGUACCCCAGAGCUGGGCAUGGUUGGCGUGAUGAGCCCAGCUUCCAGAAGCAGUACUCUUCCCAGACACUUGAGGGAUAACCCUGUAGGGUGAGUGGGGACGGGAUAUGAUGGUACAAAAUGACCCUGGGGCUCCGUGGAGACGGGGCUACCUUUCUUGCUCCUAGUAUGAUAGUCGGAGCUACAUAAAGCAGGUUUAUUUGGGGACUAUUUCUUCCUUCCUUAGCUAAUGGAAAUGUGACACAUUGUGCCCCAUUUUCUUUCUUCCAAAAGGAGAUGCCUGAAUAAUUUGCCUGAACAGAAAACGUCCAAAAGGAAACAAAGAACAAGACAAGGUUACAUGGUUACAGGUUAUAACAGAGACAGCAGUUUGAAAAUUGAUUCUGAAGUCCUUCGGAUCUAUGAGAGAUGCAGAAAGAAUCUAAAUGUAAUAGAUUUGGGGAGCAGAGGGAAACGGAAUGGGAGCUGUGAACACCAUCACGAUAGUCUGGCAGUAAGGACAGAGAUUUAAGUAAAACAGGUUUUACUGUUUAGCUGUGUUCGGUUAAUACACUGUACAUAAUAUAAUACGCAUUAGUCCUUUGAGACUGACAUAAUAAAUGGUCGCUGUGGUUGGUGAUGAACGCUCUAGGUAUUGUAUCCAAGCACCUGCAGAUUCUUUACACAUCCCUGUUUCUUUUAAGGGAGAUGAAGUCCCCAGUUUAAAGCCCCUAUUGGAUUCGUUGGAUACAUGUAAGAAAUUGCUUGUUUCAGCCAGAAGACUAUGUUGUGAGCCAGGUUGGUUUAUUUUGUUAUAUGCAGGUGAGUGUUGGAGUGUUCAAAGCCCAAUUUGUUUUCAUCCAGUAUUAGUUUAGUUCUAAAUAUAGCAAGCCUCACCCAGGUGCUAUCAGAUGACCAAUUACUGCUUAGUUAACUAGGUGUAAAGUUUUACAUAUCCAUUCAUGUCAAUAGUUUAUUACAAGUUGUGUAAAACGGACUCUAGUUUAAUAAUUGGGGGGGUGGUAAGAUUAGGUUGCUCCUGAAACUGACUGUAGAGCAUGUAAAAUGAUUUUACUGGAUUCUGUUCAACUGUAAUCAAUGACAAAGAUGUAUGUUGUAGACAAAGUUGCAGAAUUAAAAAAAAAAGGAAAUCUGCUUUUAAUUUAUUCUUUUUGUAUUAAGAAUUUGUAUAGUACCUUUACAUUUUGCAGAACAGUGUUGUCAACACUUAUUAAAGCAUUUUCAAAAUGAAAACA
Messenger RNA from Mus musculus (house mouse), 15352 nucleotides. It is a transcript of the gene Frmd4a, whose product is annotated as FERM domain containing 4A. The coding region runs from base 9121 to 12273 and encodes 1050 amino acids. Gene Ontology annotation, biological process: establishment of epithelial cell polarity; positive regulation of protein secretion. Gene Ontology annotation, cellular component: bicellular tight junction; adherens junction; cytoplasm. The transcript has 24 exons. The record is from RefSeq and is a predicted model, not a curated record. NCBI's taxonomy places the organism in Eukaryota, Metazoa, Chordata, Mammalia, Rodentia, Muridae.